CUGCAGCGCAGGCUUUGGGUGGUGGCUGGUGUUCGGGUUGAAGUGUUUGGUCAGGGGGAACUUGUCUGGUAUUUGUUUAAUUUGCAGUUGUUUUUAUUUCUCCCUUCUCGCAUCCCUCCUGACCUUAUAUUUUUCACCAAAUUAACUUUUUUUGGAGACUCUGAAACUUUAUCUGGAAGAUGCAGGCAAUCAAAUGUGUGGUAGUGGGGGAUGGAGCCGUGGGUAAAACCUGCCUCUUGAUCAGCUACACUACAAAUGCCUUUCCUGGAGAGUAUAUCCCAACUGUGUUCGAUAACUAUUCCGCCAAUGUAAUGGUGGACGGGAAGCCGGUGAACCUGGGGCUAUGGGAUACAGCCGGACAAGAGGAUUACGACAGACUUCGACCGCUCUCCUACCCACAGACAGAUGUUUUCUUGAUCUGCUUUUCAUUAGUCAGUCCCGCAUCGUUUGAAAACGUCCGCGCCAAGUGGUAUCCAGAGGUGAGGCAUCACUGUCCCAGCACUCCCAUCAUCCUCGUGGGCACCAAGCUAGAUCUGAGGGACGAUAAGGACACCAUUGAGAAGCUGAAGGAGAAGAAGCUGGCUCCCAUCACGUAUCCGCAAGGGCUGGCCAUGACGAAGGAGAUCGGUUCCAUGAGGUAUCUGGAGUGCUCUGCCCUCACCCAGCGAGGACUGAAGACCGUGUUCGAUGAGGCCAUUCGGGCCGUUCUUUGCCCUGCCCCUGAGGAGAGGUCCAAGAAGAAGUGCCUGCUGCUGUAAAGUUGUAUGGAGGCCACCUACCUGUUAACCAAACCAAGGAAUUCUACCGGAGGAUUUCUCUUCAAGUCUAAUGUGGACUAUUGAUGCAAUUUUUGUAACAUUUGGUGUUUUUUUUGUAACAUUUGGUGUUGUGAUAUGAUAGUUUAAUUAUGUUUCUUAAAAAAAAGAGAUUUCACUGCAUUUUUUUAAUGGUAAAUUUUACCUCGAUUCAAAAAUAAAUCUUUAUUUUUGCUUGUGAAUUCAAUGCCAAUCGUAUCACGAUUGAGCAAGAUUAAUGAAUCAGCUGAUGGGCGUAUAUAGCAGCCUAAUGUUGAAAAACAUAGCACAAGAUAUGUGAACAAAAAACUUUAAAAAAAAUUAUUUCCCUCUACUCGCUGGGCUCUCCUUCCCCACUCCCCAUUAAGCCAAAUGUACACCACAGGGUUUUGAUCUGCAAAAAUUACAGGUUUAUGCAGGUUUUGCUAAACAACUUAAUACUGGGAACAAAAAAUCAUCUGUCAUGGCUGAACACUCCUAAAUUGACCUUGGCAAAAGUCCUGCCUAUAUUACAGAAUAAACUUUAGCAGUGUUGCAGUGGGUUUGCAAACUAGAUGGGAGUUGGAGAAAAGUAAUAUUUACUUUCAGUGCCAGCAUGCUAAUUUAGGAGCAAGAAUAGGCCACUCGGCCCCUCGAGCCUGUUGCUUGUGACUGUAACCUUGGCUCAGCGUUCCAGUUGAACCCUGGCAACCUAUCACCCUUUGGCCUAUCAAAAAUCUAUCUACCUCUGCCUUAAAGUUAUCCAAAGAUUUAUGCUUCCACUGCCCAUUGACAAAGAAUGUUCCAAAGACUCAUGAUCCUUUUGGAAAAAAGAAUUGCCCUCGAUGGUACACCUCUUAAACGGUGACCCACGAAUUUAGAUUCUCCUACAAGUGGAGAUGUUCUUUCCUCAUCCACCAUCAGCACCUUAUUGUGGUAAUUUGCAACAGUUAGUUCCUGGGGUGGGAAAAACAGCUUAAACAGCAUAAAUGUACUUCCCAUACUUUAUGAAAACAUUUAAGCCCGUCAUUAAACUGUACCUGGGAUGAGUUUCCCCUCAGUGACUCUUGCUUGUUUCGAUUUAACUUCCCCUAAAAGAUGCUGCAGUUCUGGGAGGUGAUUGGCUGGUUUCUGGGGUCUACUGCAGGGGGUGGGUGAGGCUGGGACUGGACGGACUGGAGACAACCCUGGAAACUCUGGAAGGGAGCCAAGGGAGAGGUUGGAAUGUGGGAAUGAAUCGGCCAAUCUGGUCCUUGUAAAGGCUCCUGCAGUUUCCUCAGUAUCACGGUUUAGGUGGGGCCCUUGCUGUAGUGUUGUUGGACACUGAUUCUUGCCACACCAGUGGCAAUAUAUUGGUUAUAGACAUAGAGCAAUACAGCACAGAUACAGGCCCUUUGGCCCAACCAGUCCAUGCUGACCAUGGUGCCCACCCCCCCAUCCCAAUUUCCUUCAUUUGCCCCAUAUCCCUCCAAGCCUCACCCCUCCAUGUACCUAUUCAAAUGCUUUUUAAAUGAUACUAUUGUACCUGCCUCAACCACCUCUUCUGGCAGCUCGUUCCAUAUAUUCAUCACCCUCUGUGUGGAAAAAGUUGCCCCUCAGCUCCCUUUUAAAUCUUUCCCCUCUCACCCUAAACCCACGUGCCUCCCCCCUCCCCCCUAAUUUUUGACUCCCCUACCCUGGAGAGAAGACUGUUACCAUCCACCUUCUCUCUGCCUCUCAUAAUGUUAAACACUUCUAUGAGGUCGCCCCUCAUUCUGUUUUUAAAGGGGUUUAAUUUUGAAAAGGAGUAUCUAGUUUAAAGUGAUUCCCAUUUUAAGUAUUCUUUCCUAAAAUGCCAUUAGCUGUAGAUGGGGGGGGUGGAUAAGAAACCUCUGCCCCCAUCCCAUUUCUCUGUGACUCCCUAUGUUCUGUGGGUGAAUCGAGAAGCUAUGUCAGGGAUUUGAGUUCUGUCACCUUCCCUCACUCUCGUGCUCGCUCUCUCUUGCUCUCAAAGUUUGAAUGGCGCUUUGACUUCUCCAGUUGUUUUUUAUUGGAUCUUAUUCCACGGUUAUGUCAGAAAAGGUUUCGGAAAUGAACAAAUUACUCUCCCAUUAGCUAACGCCACGCAUACAAGAAUGGUGAGCUGGGAUUAAAAGGAAGUUUUUAUACUCGCAAACAAAAAAGCUCCAAAAGUGGCUUCGUGCUUAUUUUUUUCUGAAGUUGCAAAUUAGGUUAAAAAGCAGGAAAUGCUUGUCAGGUCAGGCAGUGUCUGUGGAGAAAGAAGCAGUUAAUAUUGAGCUUCAAUGACCUUUCAUCAGAUCUUUAAGCCUCCCUGGUGUUCAUGUAGUGGGAGGAAGAAAGCAGAGUAUUGUUGCCAAGAUGACUUCCAACCCCUUCAUAAUUUCUUUUUAACUGGGGCACAUAAACGUCACCAACCACCUAAGAGGGACCUAUUUACAAUGAAGAGCUGAUAUCACCAGCAACUUCUGCCUAAUGCGUUUCAUUACGCUUUGGGGAACCAUUGACUUUUUUUUUUGGGAUUGUGGAUUAUCCAGAGACAAAGUCUUUCUCAGAAGUCUCAGUAGCAUCACUGAGGAGAAUUUCUGCCAAACCUUCCCGAUGUUCUGCUACCCAUCCCAGUUAAAAAUGCUCCUGCUGGUUUAUCAGCAGCGCUGAUGGGAUUAACUGCAGCUUUCCCUUGUGUUGCCUUUUGGCUGUUGACCUACAUACAUGCGGUCCUCUUCUUAAUAUUAGUUACAUUUUCUUCCUUUGAGAUUCUGAUCUGGUUGCUAUCUGCCAGAUUAUUGUAUUUUUUUUACAGAAGUAUAAUAAAGUUGUGAAGUCAAACUACUGCA
This is a messenger RNA of Pristis pectinata (smalltooth sawfish), 3607 nucleotides long. RefSeq names its product ras-related C3 botulinum toxin substrate 1-like. Gene Ontology annotation, cellular component: cytoplasmic vesicle; plasma membrane; cytoskeleton. Gene Ontology annotation, biological process: motor neuron axon guidance; establishment or maintenance of cell polarity; regulation of actin cytoskeleton organization. Lineage: Eukaryota; Metazoa; Chordata; Chondrichthyes; Rhinopristiformes; Pristidae. The record is from RefSeq and is a predicted model, not a curated record. Gene Ontology annotation, molecular function: protein kinase binding; GTPase activity; GTP binding. The transcript is spliced from 7 exons. Bases 180 to 758 code for a protein of 192 amino acids.